UUUGGAAGCGUGAUCUCGGUGGUAGGAUGUGCGUGCAAUCUAUUGCUACUGUUCGUCUUCCUCGUGAAAGGCUCCAACAAUCCCUUUCAAACAUUUCUUGCCUUUCUUGAUUUUAUGCUAUGUUUCUUGUUUAUUACUUGUUUUGGUGCGCUCAAAAUUUCUGUCACAUUUAGAAUAGAAUGGAUUUACAUGGCGGUUACAACAUACAACGUUCAUAUGCUCAUAGCCAGCAGAAUUGUUCAGUUGUGUAUUCCUUAUAUUUUGAUUGCUAACACGGCUUACCGAUUAGCCUCAAUUACGGGGAGAGAUCGACAAACAGGCAAUCGAAAACUUCAAGCAAUAGUUCUUAUGAUUGCCACUAUAGUGGUAGUUCUUCGAUUUCCUGGUUAUUUCUUCAUUCAAGUGGUUGAUUUACCAAACUGCGACCUCUUCGAAAGCCGUGUGCUAUCGGGAAAGGAAAUGGAUCCCGGUAUUUCUGGAAUUUACAGGACAAGUGAUGUUUUCAUCCAGUUUCUGCAUCUUUUCGUCUCAUUCGUUAUUCUUUGCGUUCUAAAUUGUGUCGUUUUGCAAAAGUUGAGAAGUUCACAUCGGAGAGCUAGACGUCAAUCAUCAUGUCCAUCAGUUAUGCACACAUUUCUGCAAUUACAGACAAAACGCAAUGCUGCUGAGGAAGAAGAACGACGUGAACAUAAACGACUACGUUGUGCAGUAAAAACAACAAUUGUCAUUAUAUCCUCCUAUCUGGCGUGUAAUAGCGUUAAAGAACGAUCAUUUCAGGAUAAAGAUGGGAAUUUCAAUGUAUUCUAUGUGUUAGCCAGUGAUCUUGGCACAAAUCUCUUCGUCCUAUCCUCAACUAUACGCAUUUUCGUCUACUAUAAAUAUAAUCCACAGAUCCGUCAACAAAUUCAGGGUGUAACAGCUUUAAACUGCCUACUUCGUACAAAGAAAAAAGAUUCUGUCAAAAAUGAACCACUGAUAGCCGUCUCGUUAUGAUC
Messenger RNA from Strongylus vulgaris, 995 nucleotides. The record is from the annotation of a GenBank genome assembly. NCBI's taxonomy places the organism in Eukaryota, Metazoa, Nematoda, Chromadorea, Rhabditida, Strongylidae.